Messenger RNA from Centruroides sculpturatus (bark scorpion), 3029 nucleotides. RefSeq names its product pituitary homeobox x-like. The transcript is spliced from 3 exons. The record is from RefSeq and is a predicted model, not a curated record. Lineage: Eukaryota; Metazoa; Arthropoda; Arachnida; Scorpiones; Buthidae. Gene Ontology annotation, cellular component: nucleus. Bases 949 to 1734 code for a protein of 261 amino acids. Gene Ontology annotation, biological process: anatomical structure morphogenesis; regulation of transcription by RNA polymerase II. Gene Ontology annotation, molecular function: DNA-binding transcription factor activity, RNA polymerase II-specific; RNA polymerase II cis-regulatory region sequence-specific DNA binding.
UUGUUUCGUCGCUUAUAUAAAAGGGCCCGAAGUGCUUUUGAUCGAAGAAAAUCAUUUUACGUCUAUGAAGAGAACAAGAAAGAAAAAAGAAAAUCUUCAAUUCCAAUUUGAAUUUGCAGAGAAACAAACAAAAGUCCGGAAAUCCAAUAAAUCAAUUUUUGAAUUUUUUAUGGGAAUAGAAAGGAGAGAUUUGAGCGAAUGGCUGCUUAUUAAAUUUUUCCUCUUCACCUUUCGGAUUGACGUCGGCAAAACUUAAUUGUUUGGGUCCAUCCAAUCGCUAGCGUUGCAUCGCCGAUAAAGCCGGGAGUUAAGGAAAGUGAGUAAAUGAAAUCUCGCUUUCUUCUGCCUUGUUUACUGGGAGAAGGUUUUCUAGCGAAUCGAGGGAUGAUCCGAGUCUCGAGUGUGAUGUUAUUUAUGCUUAGAGUCUCGGGGUUUUAUCUGAAAUUAAAGUGGAAAUCUCCGGUAAGAUAGAGAUUUGGGUUCCAGCCAAUAUAUUCAUCGCAUGCUACCAAGGAGACCGAGCAAACCCAAUACCUUGACAGCAAAUGGGAAACGCAGGCAAAAUCUGCAGGCUUAAGGCGAUGCCGGUUGCUAGAGCUAGCGGCUCGAGAGAUGCGGGGCGGCCCAUUCUAACGACUCCCAUACGGUCUCCAGCCUAAAGUAUCAGCCUAACGUUUUCCUGUCUGGCUCCACCAACUCGGCUCCUAUCAUCUACGUAUAAAAGUGAAGGCAUUAGGGUUCGCUUCUUUCUCUCGCACCUCCAGAGAGUACAGACAGUGUCCUCUAGCUGUCUUCUCUUUCCUUCGUCACAUUCUCUGUCUGUCUCUCUGUACUGUCCGUUUCUUCUGGGUUUGUCUCCCACGUUCAGAUUUCUUGUUUUAAUCGGGACGUUUAAAAGGCUUACGACCAUCCCUGGACCUAUCAGCCCUACAACGUCACCCAUCCAGAAUGUUGGACUCCAGCUCAGCAGGAGAUAAGCAGAGCCAUCACGGAGCAGACAGUCCCGAUAAUUCUGGGGAGGAUGAUCCAAAGAAGAAAAAGCGGCAAAGGAGACAAAGGACACAUUUCACAAGUCAACAGUUACAAGAAUUAGAAGCUACAUUCGCUAGAAAUCGCUAUCCCGAUAUGUCUACUCGUGAAGAAAUAGCCAUGUGGACAAAUCUAACAGAAGCAAGAGUCAGGGUCUGGUUUAAGAAUAGACGAGCAAAAUGGAGGAAGCGAGAACGAAAUGCAGCAGCUGAACUAAAAAACGGAUUCGGUACACAGUUUAAUGGACUGAUGCAACCUUUCGAUGAUAGUCUUUACUCCGGUUAUUCCUCUUACAACAAUUGGGCAUCCAAAGUGCCAAGUCCGUUGGGUGCCAAGAGUUUUCCGUGGCCAGGACUAAAUUCGGUGAAUGUCAAUCCCUUGUCGACAGUCGUACCGAGUCAAGGAAUGAGUUGUUUCAACACGUCAUCACCAGGCAUCACCAGUUCCAACAUUAUGCCCAACGUCAAUAUGCCGGCCGUCAAUAGCUUGAGCAACCCUACCCCUCCUUGUCCUUAUGCAGCGGCCACACCACCCUACGUUUACAGAGAGCAGUGUUCCUCUAUGUCGUCGAGCAUCGCUUCCUUGCGGUUGAAGGCGAAGCAACAUACGGCUGCCGGUUUCGGCACUUACCCGCCCAUGUCACCCAGACAGACCCCGACGCUAUCACCCUGCCAAUACGCAACCGUUGAUAGACCAACUGUUUAGGUUACGGAAUAUGUGGUGUUGUGUGUGUACAGACAAUGUGGACAGCAGCAUUUACCGUCGUCACCUAGAAUGGCAAUAAUCCAUGACAGUUAGGCCUAGCGACUCUAUUCAAUAACCAUCUGUUAAAAAAGCCAAAAAAUGUGGCAUUCGGCAACUGCUGACCUUCGUUUUAUCUAGCCACUCACAGUAAAAAGGGGGCCGUCAAAACCGUGUCAGUAGUCUAGUCAGUCGAGUCUUUUGGGUAGAUUUUAGUUGACACUCGUGAGGCGGCGUCCAACUGGGCGCUUUAAUAGUAACCAAUCCUUCUAUUCGAACGCGACAAAGUUAUUUAUUUGUCUCAUUCCUAUUUCCAUAGAAUCGGCAAAAUGCGAACUAUUUUGCAAAAAUAUAGCUCAGACUAUAUAUAUAAAUAAAUAUAUAUAUAUAUAUAAAGUUUCGCACAAAGAAGCGGAAAAGAGUGCAUGACUACGUCCUGAUAUUGGCCUACACACUUCAGUCUCGGCUUUCUGUAUUAUGUAGCCUCUAAUUCUGGUUUUAACCCGUUGAAGUUUCAGAGUGUUAGAAGCUUUGAAACAUUCCGGACGUUUUAUGCCAAACUUGCAUUUCUUUCGAGAAGUGAUUGUGCAUCAAGAUUAAUCCCAAAGUGGACUGGAGUGAAACUCUACUAACGCAAAUAUAACUUGUAUUAUGCAAAGAGUCGACAAGUAUUUAAUGAAUGUUCGGAGAUUGUCCGAAGGUGAGGCAUUUACCAUUACGUUCAUUCUCUAUGUAUUUUGAUGGAAAUCACCAAUCCGGUGCGAGUGUUGGCGACUUUAGGGCCAGUUAUGCCAACGCCAACUGAAUAUAUUCGGUAGAAUCUCUGAAGAACUUAAAAAAAAAAAAAAGUUAAAAAAAUUCCAUUCCAAUAUGUCUCGCCUCGUCAACUAUAAACAAAUUUCGGAAACAAAAAAAAAAGAGAAAAACAAAUUCUAUUUCUCUAUAGUCAGACUGUUUAAGUGUCGCAAUUGUCUUCUGUAAAACCUUUGACAAAAUAAAUGGUUCUAAGAUCGGGAACUUCGCUGAAUCUGUUGCUCUAAUAAUUUAUUGCGUCGAAUUAUAUGUUGAGACAUCGGGAUUUGUUUCGACUCGAGUCUUAUCGCCAUUAAAUCCUACCAAAAUCCGACCUUACCUAUCUAAUAUCUUUUUAAAGCGAAUUCAUGUUUAUAACGUCGUAGAAUAAGAAUAAUUCUAAUUGGCAUACAAGAGAACACUUUAUUUUCUCGCUUUCGCCAUUAUGAGCUUGCUGCUAUUGAAAU